AUUACCCUUUGAGUGUCAACUUCCGGUUUCUACUGUUCCCUCUUACCGGAUCACUCUGACUUCUCUUUUUUACGAUCUACUGCAACCGAACACUCUUGAGAAGACGAGAUUUCUAGAUAGCAAGGAAGCUGUUUAUAAACAUAACCUGUGGUCUAAUAAUAUUGGCAGUAAAUACCGUGUAAACCACAUGACUGAGACUAGAUAUAUCUUUUUUAGCUGUAUAGUUUUUUACCAUUUCCCAGACGACAUUCUUUUUAAAUGGCGUUCAGACUCAGAGUUAAAUCAUUGGACUUGGAUCUGAAGGACCUUACACCACUUAUUUUCAUAUUGUCAUGCGUCAUAAGUGGUGUUAUUAGUGUGCAAGAUCACAAAAAUAAGGAGCCCAUCACGGUUACUGACGCUAACUGGACACGGACACUGGAAGGAGAAUGGAUGCUAGAGUUCAUGGCUCCCUGGUGUCCAGCGUGCAGAGCCUUCCAAGACGUGUGGGCAGAGUUUGCUGGUUGGGGAUAUGAUCUGGACAUCUCCGUAGGUGUGGUGGAUGUCACAGAAAACCCAGGUCUUAGUGGGCGUUUUUUGGUCACUUCGUUGCCAACUCUUUAUCAUGUGAAAGAUGGAGUCUUUCGUCACUACUAUGGUGGUCGCAAGACGACAGAUUUGAUUAGCCUUAUAGAUGAGAAGAAAUGGCGGGACAUUACGCCUGUGGCCUGGUACAGAGACCCCAACUCUUUUCUAAUGGGAAUAGUAGGUGCCUUCUUUAAAGCAGCCAUGUUCAUUCGGGGUGUGUACAACAGAAUGACGGAGGUGUAUGGCAUCCCGGAGUGGGCAUGCUAUUUGAUUUUUGCUAUAUUGACAAUUAUCACAGGAUUAUUAUUGGGCUUGUUGCUGGUCGUGUGUUGUGACAAUUUCUUCCCUGCCAAGUACAUUCCCCUGCCACCAGAACGUAUUGCUCACAAACCAAAGGAUGUUCCUAAG
Molecule: messenger RNA, 975 nt
Organism: Aplysia californica (California sea hare)
Lineage: Eukaryota; Metazoa; Mollusca; Gastropoda; Aplysiida; Aplysiidae
Product: thioredoxin-related transmembrane protein 1
Source: RefSeq, a predicted model, not a curated record